AGUCCGCCAAGAAGCAGAUGCGUGCUGUCUCUUAAAGACGGCCAGGAAGGCGUGGAAGACGUGCUGUUACGUCAUUCACUUUCUUUUACUGUCAUUUUGUACGUAUAAACUAUUGAUUUUACAGCGCAGCGAUAAUCAGGCUGCUCGAUCUUCGCAUCGAUAGUCACGAUCUUCGAUUUUUUAAUCCUAUCGUCGAUAGGCAAAGCAGGUUUUUAAAAGUGGCAAAAUAGGCCCACAUGUAGCAGAGAGCUUUACCUGCAUAUUAAUUCUACCUGUAAGACCUUGUUUGUUCAGCGGAAGAAAAGCAGAUGUUAUUUGGCCCGGUGCUACUACGACCUUCAGCGCGAGAGAGAGAGGCUAGUCACUAAGGUGUCACUUCUACCUUGAGUUUAUACAAACGUGCAAAUGCAGGCAAGAACAGACUGAGAAUACAAUAGGAUGAUGGGAAAAACUGAGCAGAGGCGAAGUAGAAACAGAUGUCGACAGGCACUGGGCUCUAGGAUGUAUCACUUCUACGGGCUGUUUGUCGUCUGCCUGGGUGUUGUCUUUCCACUGUCGUCUGCUCUGGCUCCAGACGACAAAACGUCAUACUAUUACACUUGGGUGUUUUUGCUGUACCUGUUUUCCCUCAGCCUUUGCUUCUUUAUUUAUCUGAGAUUUUACUUGCUACGGCUGCGAGGGAAGCCGUACACUAUCACCCAAGAGAUCAUCUCUAACAGACAAGACGUGUCGGAGUAUAGGCCAGACACACCGAUGCUUCCACAGUGCAAUAGCGAGAAAGGGAACCAUAGCAACACAAAUGGACGAGACUCUCCCAGGUCCAAGCCUCUUUUGGCGGAAUGGCAUUUCCCCCCUGUGUUCUUCACUGGCACCGGUUUAAAUCGAUACAUGAGGUUCGGAGCUGCCCUAUUCGCCACUGGCGCUAUGGGACACAACGCACUGGGGAUAAUAGAGUUUAUCGGGCACUAUGCGUCCGGAUGUCAAACCCCAGUCAACGUGCUUCUCCACAGUGUACAGCUAGGCUUUACCUUCACGCAGAUUAUUAUCAUCAGCAACUACUCAGCGUUGGUUAUCAAUAAACAUAAGGCAGUUGCCAGGCUAUGUCUGUUGCAUACAAUGGUCACGCACAUAUGUGUCCUUAUUGCCUUCUUUGUUCUGGAAACUGAAGAAAAAAUACGGAAACAAUACACUACGGCGGCUGAUGUUGAUAGCAUCAGCACUCCAAAACCAGAAAACCUAUCUGACCCAACCACAGUCACCUGGGCCCGCAGCAGUGAUUGCCUUCAAUUAAAGACAAUAACGGACAAAGCACGACCAAUUCUCUAUCCAUUUAUCAUCCAGUUCAGCAUCAUUGGGGCCCAGGUCAUGUAUAAUCUCUACCGCAACGUCGGCAUAUACCCAGAACCACGGGAGGACAAAAUGCCAGCAGAGCUUACGGAGAUUGGUGCUUACAAACUCUGUCACCAUGCACUGAACGGGUUGUACGUAGGCUUUAUAUUGAUUAUCAUUGCUGUGACUGGAUUGAGUGUAUUCUCAGUCGCUAUAAAUGAUGAUAAGACUGAAAACGACCAAAUCGCAGCGGCAUUAUUCUUUACCAUACAACUGGUAUUGUAUCUGAGUUCUUCGAUCGCUAUUGGGAUUGGGUUCUUUCAAACUAGAGACUUUGUUAUUGGGAAAGAGAGAGUGGACUACUUCCUUAUCGCUGGAACUGCUAGUAUGUACACUUUUAACAUAUUUGCCGUCAUUUCGUGCAUUCACUGGGUUUCACACCACGACUCGGAUCUGAUAACGUGCUUUUCUCUUGUGUCAUCUUUCGCGGAAAUGAUAGAGACAUCAAUUCAGACUUUCUUCAUACAAAUGUUAUUGACGAAGAGGGCGUGGAAACUGAAUCACGUGAUCAGAAAGCCCGGAAGAGAGGUCAUCACGUUUCUUCUCAUCACAAAUCUCGGCAUGUGGUUGACGGAUUCUUUUGCAUUUGAAAAAAGAACCAUGAUUCCCGCCUACGUUGGUAUAUUUGGCUUCCCGGCGUGGACGACGAUAACGAACGCAUUUGUUCCUUGGAUGAAUUUCUACCGUUUUUACUCCUUUACGGUAUUAGCAGUGGUGUGGAAAAAUAUAUUUCUCCCGCAUAAAGACCACAUUCCGAAGUUCAAUCGUAAUGAAGAUUCUCCGCCUGCUGAAGAGAACGAAGUAGUGGAAAGUGAGGCAGACACAGACCAUUUGACUCCUCAUUGACACUAUUAUUCUUAAGCUACUGUACUUUAUCUCAAGCCAGACCCAAAUACGUCAGUGUCGGCCCAUUUUAAGCUUGGAAAUGCAAGUGUUUCCUGGCUUCAUAUGAGAGUAUUACGAAACAUUUGCAUAGGGAUAGAAAAAAAUGGAGAAAAGGGAGCAGGGAUAAAAAAUAAAUUUUCUUCUCUUCACUUGGCAUAUCUAAAACUUUAGAACGAACUUUGUUACUUUAAUAUGCUGUGCACAAGGAUGGCAAAAUCACUUUUUUUUUCGCUCGCUAUACUGGGAGCAGAGGAAAAAAGGGGUACCUGAGAUGUUAAAUGAGGUUCAAAUGAUCCUGUGUCACUACCCUGGAUCCGCCAUUGACAUUGGAUUCAACCUUCGUGUCCCACAGCCCCAGAGUAAAGGAGCUGACAAGAACCAUAUGAUUCUGAAGACUGCGUUGUAAUAUUUGAGUUUUCUCUGUAUAUGCUGUGCCAUAGCAUCCGGUCCUCGCGCCUUGUGACACUUUUUCACUGUGCUUUUUUAUGUGGAAGUAAAAAGGUUAAACUAUCGGAAUUCAUUUCAUUUUUUUACAGAAAGAAGACUCGUGCUACUUCGACCACAUAAACACAGGGGCAAGGCGAUUCCAAGCGUCUGCUUCAAGCUCAUACCCCUGUAUGUGCUAGUCAGUUGUAUAUGUUAGACUUUGUAAUAUAUAUAUAUAUAUAUACAAGAGAACAGAGCUACUCCAUAACAAAAGAAGAAAUUUUGAGUAGAAUUAUCAUAUUUUAGAUUGAUACUUACAUACCAAGACACCCUUUUGAUUUUGAGUAGUCAUUUCAAAUAAUGAUCAUUAUGUAGGCCUAUAACACGGUAAAUGUAUAAUGCGCAUUUUUAAAAUCAUUAAGAAAAUAUGUUUAUUUCUUUUAGCUGUCCAAAGAAAACGCGUGUACAUCUUAUAUAUUUAUGUUAUUUAUUAAGUACAUGUAUUUAUGUUUCUCUCAGCAUAUUAACAAACACAAAUAAUGAAAACACGCACACAAUAAACCACGUACGUUCAUUUAUUUAUAAAUAUUAUACUUGGUACAUACUCAAAUUGUUUAGCAUGUAAGUAAAAGUCAAUACUCUUCAUGUUCUUCAUAAGUGCAUAUUCAUUUGCUUCUUUGCUGGUAAGCACGAGAACUGUUCUACAACAUAACGCUGAUAUUUCUAUACAAUGAGCCGUCCUAAGUCGAAGACAAUGUUUACUUUGCUAUAUGUAGAGCCGCUACACAUCCAAACCAUGCCUUCCAAAAUUAUGACUAAACUAACAUUUAUUGUUUUAUAAUUGUGGAUGCAGUAAUGAAUUGAUAUAUUGUGGUAAACCCUAAAAUCAUGUCCAACUGUGUAUUAUUUACUAUACGCGUACUUAAACAAACAAAACACCCAUUGCUCAAGUUAUCUCUAUGUGCUAUGAAUACUUAGAAAAUAUCUACAGGUACUUGAUUACUGUAAUAUCAAGCAUGUAGUUUUUAAUAAAUAAUUACGU
Lingula anatina is the source of this 3742-nucleotide messenger RNA. Its product is annotated as proton channel OtopLc. Gene Ontology annotation, molecular function: proton channel activity. Gene Ontology annotation, cellular component: membrane. The record is from RefSeq and is a predicted model, not a curated record. Gene Ontology annotation, biological process: proton transmembrane transport. NCBI's taxonomy places the organism in Eukaryota, Metazoa, Brachiopoda, Lingulata, Lingulida, Lingulidae.